AUGUCCAAGAGGCUGAACAAGAGACAACAAAGAGAGCUAGAAGAACUCGAAGCACUUAAAGCGGCCACACCACAAGUCCCGGUAGAUGAAGAAGAAUCGAGCGAGGAAGAGUCAGUGGAGGAAGAGAUAACCGCUGGACCUGUCAACGCAUUCGCAGCUCUCGAAGGGGAUGAUGACGACCAAGAGGAGGAAGAUGAGGAAGAUGACACGCCAUCAGCUCCGAGCAAGAAGAAGAAGAGUAAAAAGAAGAAGCCAACAAUCUCGGGUAUCCAGGACGACGACUCAUUCGCUACCCCCGGAACGCCAUCUAAAGGAAGCAAGAAGAAGAAGAAGGCAGAUCCAUAUGCAGGUAUGGACGAAGUCGAUCGAGCCUUGGCAGAAUUAAAAUUGCAAUAUGGGGACGAAGGAGGAUUUGAGUCUGGUCCUUCCCGGUCGGCAGAAGCAAGUGCUGAGAUCAGGACCUCAAUGGCUUUUAGGAAUUUACUGUCUGUGGACACUAAAAAUUUGGAUGCAGAUGCUGAACUGCGUCGUUUCUUCGGCUCCAAAGUAAUUGCAUCAUCAGCAACGUCCGGACCAAAUCGUCAUAGACCAGGUCCAUCUGCCAAGCUGCGGUAUACUAUAUCCAAGCCCAAACCCACCUAUCCUCCUGCAACAUCUUUGGCAGGUUUAGUGAUGCGCGAGAUGAUAGAAAAUGAGGUAGAAGAGAUGUACGAGAGGAGAGGUAAAGAAAGACUAGAUAAGGGAGAGAAAUGGUUUACCUUUGAACACACUGGUCCUUGGCGAGAAAUCGAGAGGCAAUUCAUGGGUGCUGUUAGCUCUCACGAUCCAAAUGAAUUGAUGGCUUUGCUACAAGUUUAUCCAUGGCAUGUCGAUACUCUCUUGCAGAUGAGUGAAGUGUAUAGGCUUCAGUCGGACAUUGGUGCUGCUUCGGAUUUUGCCGAGCGAGCAUUAUACGCAUUUGAUAGAUGUCUUAUGCCUUCGUUCAACGUAUCAUCAGGCGCUUCAAGGUUGGAUUUUGACAGAGUGGAGAAUAGACCUUUGUUCACUGCCUUGCAUCGUAUUAUUUCUUAUCUUGGACGACGUGGUUGUUGGGUAACAGCAUUCAAUUUUGCUAAGCUGCUAUAUGCCCUGGAUCCAGAAGGCGAUCCUCACGGAGCUGUGUUUUGGCUUGAUUUCCUAGCUAUCAAGUCUAAUAACGGAUCAUGGCUUUUAUCGAUGUUAGAACAAGGCGAUACUUCCCCUGCUGCCGCCAACUGGUUCGCUUAUCCAGGUAUGGCUUAUGCAAAAGCCUUGGCAUUGAGACAAGAAGAGGAAAGUAAGAAAAGCAAAGACCAUACCAGGAGUGAUGGAGCUUUGCAAGAGGCUAUCACGGAUUUCCCGCAAGUGGUGACUCUACUUGCGGAUAAGAUAGGUGCUAGUCUACCGGAAGGAGCGAGAAGCGAGUCUCUAUUACAAAUCGAGGCAGGAUUCAGCGAAACACCAUCAAACGUCAUACAUCUUCUGUCACACAUCUACGUAUCACGUUCCGAGGCAUUAUGGAAAGAUGAGAAGCGAAUCAAAUGGUUCGCAUCACAAGUGGCUCUUGCAGUACCUAAAUUGAAUGAACCAACAGCAAAAUUAGCUCGAGAUGAUGCAUUGGCAUUAAUUCAGUCACCUCGAGAUCCACUUGAUGAGGAGUUGCCUUUACCUUUAUACAUCUGUCGUCAUGUUUUAUGUUCCGAAUCUACAUCUUGGGUAGGAUUCUUACCUCCUGCCAUCACUUCGAGGCCAUUCCAUGCCUUUGACCCAUUACCACCUACAACGGCUACUUCAAUAUACGACGAUGCGUAUUUCGCAGGAGUUAGAUCUUCAAAUGGUGGGAAUGGUAGAUCCACAGGUGGAAGCGGAGGUGGUGUCAUGAUGGAUUUAGUGAACAGAGUAUUUAACAUCGCCCAAAACCAUCCUGAGAAUUGGAGAGAAAGGGUCGAGGGCGCUUUUAGAGAUUUAACAGGAAGAAGAGAAUAUCAAAAUGCUCCAAGGGAUCAAAUGGAUAAUGUAUUACAAGCUUUGAUGCAAAUGGCUGGAGACGUUGUACAAGGUGGUGGUGGUGCAGGUAUAGGGACGGGGACAGGGACAGGGGCAGAAGGAGGAGAAGGCGCACAAAUGCCUGGUGGAUUCCCAGGAGAUGACUAG
Messenger RNA from Kwoniella shivajii, 2172 nucleotides. RefSeq lists its product as uncharacterized. The coding region runs from base 1 to 2172 and encodes 723 amino acids. Lineage: Eukaryota; Fungi; Basidiomycota; Tremellomycetes; Tremellales; Cryptococcaceae. The transcript has 12 exons. Gene Ontology annotation, cellular component: RQC complex. Gene Ontology annotation, biological process: rescue of stalled cytosolic ribosome; ribosome-associated ubiquitin-dependent protein catabolic process. The record is from RefSeq and is a predicted model, not a curated record.